Messenger RNA from Engraulis encrasicolus (European anchovy), 1487 nucleotides. RefSeq lists its product as uncharacterized. The transcript is spliced from 3 exons. The coding region runs from base 31 to 1074 and encodes 347 amino acids. NCBI's taxonomy places the organism in Eukaryota, Metazoa, Chordata, Actinopteri, Clupeiformes, Engraulidae. The record is from RefSeq and is a predicted model, not a curated record.
GACGUCUCCAGUACCUGUGGAGUGCCCAGGAUGGCUGCAGCCGGCCCCAUGUUCCCCGAUGAGAAGUACGUGUUCACCAUAGUUGAGCGGUCUUUGAGGACAUUUCUUCAGCAGCUUAUGGCUGAUGUCUUGUCACAGCUGACUGGAGACAUGGAAGAGGGCUCUUCCGCUCCGCCAGUUUGCUCACCUCAGACUGUGGUCGAAGGGCUGAACUUCAGGCCUAAGACUAUGGUCGAAGGGGUCGACUUGAGGCCUCAGACUGUGAUGGAAGGGGUCGACUUGAGUCUUUUGAUCACCAUGAUGUCGCAAGAGGUCGUGAACACGUUGUCUCGUAGGCCAAGGGACAGCUCUGCUUCACUCACAACGAGCCUAACUACCCAUGAUCAGGAAAAUCUGACAAACUACAAGGCCAGGGCAUCUAAAGAGAGAGCUAAUAUAACAAAUGACAUAUCUGUGGGCAACGACUACUUUUCUUUGAUUAGUGCAGUAUUGAUGCAGCUGCUGACAAAGAUUGAACCCACAACGCCAGACAUGGCAGAUUUCCCAGAAUUCCACAGUGGUCUGGUUGAACAGACCCUAACAGAUUUCAGUUCUGCGUCAGGCCACUCGAGAUACGAGGCUAGUCCAGGAGGAGUUAGCGUUCAGAGAAUGUGCAACAACAUCUACAGUGACCUUCUGGAUGUCUUUCGUAACAAGUCCAUGGUGCACGGGCUCCUGGUGUAUCGACAGCCAGUGUUAAAGACAGUGCUGUCCCAGUUUUUGGUGAAUGAACUUGUCAAAGUGUGCAGGAAGGGCGCAGGUGCAGGUCUCUUCCACAAACUCAAAGUCAACAGAAAACUUGCUGAUGCCCUCAAGAGCCGUCUCGCCAAGGGUAACGCCAAAGUUCAUCCCAUCACCACUAAAGAACAGGCGUGCAAUGAAGACGACGGAGAGUGGGUGAGUCUGGAGUCAUCAGAGUGCAGCUCUCCUGGGUCGUUAUCCUCCGCCAUGCAGGACUCCACCAGUGACCUUCUCUCCAAGAUGAAGAGGACUUUACACAUAGCCCUGUCCAAGAGCCAUGUAGCUCCAACAUGAGCAUUUAAACUGGGUACAGGCCAUUAUCCAAACUCCCGUCCUCCACCUGUGCAUGUGGCCUCACACUUCAUUGAUACCCUCCUCCGUGGAGAGAACUAUAAAGUUUCCCUGCUGUCAGUGUAGCCAAAACAACUUUUUUUUUUUCCGCUUCGACAUCCUGAUUGCAAAUGAGAAAGCAACCUUUGGAUUGCCCUUUUUGAGAGAUAUUGAAUUAAACUUCUGUCGGCAAUGACGUCUUGUGAUGUCAUCACAAGGCCACAAACACAAGGGAGGAUGGAAGGAAGGGUAAUGGAAAUAACCCACAGUCUUUGGCCUGGCGGGAUUGACACUGAACCUAUGGUUUGGUUCAGCAAUUGUUUAUUCAUUGUACCGUCAACCGGUGUAAUGCUAUUUUUGUGUAGGGUAAUUGUUUU